This is a messenger RNA of Colletotrichum orchidophilum, 537 nucleotides long. RefSeq lists its product as uncharacterized. The record is from RefSeq and is a predicted model, not a curated record. Bases 1 to 537 code for a protein of 178 amino acids. NCBI's taxonomy places the organism in Eukaryota, Fungi, Ascomycota, Sordariomycetes, Glomerellales, Glomerellaceae. The transcript is spliced from 3 exons.
AUGCCUCUGCGCGGGCCCGUGCCGGUGAAGCUCUACAAAAAGGAGAGCAGCGAGGUCCUCAAGCUGGGACCCAUGACCAUUUACAUUUUUGAGGAUGGGAGCAACACGGACAACCGCGUCGGGUGCAUGACGCUGGCGCUACCUCCGGCGGCGUCCGGGCCGCCGAUGCACUGGCACCGGUUCCACGACGAGUGCUUCUUUGUGACCAAGGGGACGAUCCGGUUCUCGACGCCCGAGGGGGACGUCGAUGCCGAAGAGGGCCAGUUGAUGGUUGUGCCGCCGAGGGCGAUCCACACGUUUUCUAACCCGUCGGAUACGGUUCCUGCAGAGUUCUUCAUGACGUCUACUCCAGGUAUGCACUUCUCGUUCCCGCCGUGUGGGGAGGAGGUGCAGUGUGUGGAAGCUGACUUGUUGACGGCAGACUUCCGUAUGAUGGCCAAGGGAGGCACUGAGGGCAAGAAGUUGACCAAGGACGAGACACAGCAUCUCAUGGCGCUGUUUGGGACGUUCCCACCGGACGUGGAGUCGGAGCCGUGA